Messenger RNA from Capronia epimyces CBS 606.96, 1626 nucleotides. RefSeq names its product T-complex protein 1 subunit zeta. NCBI's taxonomy places the organism in Eukaryota, Fungi, Ascomycota, Eurotiomycetes, Chaetothyriales, Herpotrichiellaceae. Gene Ontology annotation, cellular component: chaperonin-containing T-complex. Gene Ontology annotation, molecular function: ATP-dependent protein folding chaperone; ATP binding; ATP hydrolysis activity. The coding region runs from base 1 to 1626 and encodes 541 amino acids. Gene Ontology annotation, biological process: protein folding. The transcript is spliced from 2 exons. The record is from RefSeq and is a predicted model, not a curated record.
AUGUCAGCGACACAACUCCUCAACCCGAAAGCACAAAGCGCUCGCCGAGGCGAGGCUUUGCGAAUCAACAUAAAUGCGGGCGAAGGCCUACAAGAUGUCCUCAAAUCGAACCUUGGCCCGUCCGGCACGCUCAAGAUGCUGGUGGACGGCUCCGGUCAAAUAAAACUGACCAAGGAUGGAGCAGUGUUGCUGAAAGAGAUGUCUAUUCAAAACCCCACCGCCACGCUCAUCGCCCGAGCGGCAACCGCACAAGAUGACAUUACCGGAGACGGGACCACGUCGGUGGUGCUGCUGAUCGGAGAGCUUCUGAAGCAGGCAGACAGAUAUAUCCAAGAGGGACUCCAUCCACGAGUCAUCACGGAUGGCUUUGAGAUCGCAAAGGCCGAGACACUGAAAUUCCUAGAUCAAUUCAAAAUUACCAGAGAAGUGGACAGAGAGCUGCUGUUGUCAAUUGCCCGGACAUCGUUAUCAACCAAGAUCAAUGCGGCGCUCGCCGAACAAUUGACGCCUUCAAUAGUCGACGCCGUCCUGGCCAUCCACCGACCGCCCAAUAAACCCGACCUGCACAUGAUUGAGAUCAUGAAACUGCAACACAAACUCAGUUCUGACACACAGUUGAUCCGGGGUCUCGUCCUGGACCACGGUGCGAGACAUCCCGACAUGCCGAAGCGGGUAGAAAACGCCUAUAUCCUAACCUUGAACGUCUCGCUCGAGUACGAAAAGUCCGAGAUCAACUCUGGAUUCUACUACAGCAGCGCCGAGCAGCGGGACAAACUAGUGGCUUCGGAGCGGCGAUUUGUGGACGAGAAGCUGAAGAGAAUCAUCGACCUCAAGAACGAGGUCUGCGGCUCCGACCCCAAAAAGGGGUUCGUGGUCAUUAACCAGAAAGGUAUCGAUCCGCUGUCUCUCGACGUGCUGGUGAAGAACGGCAUUCUGGCUCUCCGCCGCGCGAAACGCCGCAACAUGGAACGCCUGCAACUCGUCUGUGGCGGACAAGCGCAGAACAGUGUGGAUGAUCUCGACCCGUCCGUGCUAGGCUGGGCCGGUCUAGUGUACGAGCACACGCUGGGAGAGGAAAAAUUCACAUUCGUUGAAGAAGUCAAGGAUCCUAAAUCCGUGACACUCUUGAUCAAGGGUCCCAACCAGCACAGCAUCACACAGGUCACAGACGCGGUGCGUGACGGCCUACGCAGUGUGUACAACACGAUCGUGGACGGUUGCGUGGUUCCGGGUGCUGGAUCUUUCCAGAUCGCGGCUGCCACUCAUCUCUCCUCCGAGGCAGUACGAAAGUCCGUCAAGGGAAAGGCGAAGUGGGGUGUCGCCGCCUUCGCUGACGCGCUUCUCAUCAUUCCCAAGACGCUUGCGGCGAACAGCGGACAUGACAUUCAAGACGCCCUGGCCGCACUGCAGGAUGAGCACGUGGAAGGCAAUGUCGUAGGCUUGGACCUGGUGACUGGGGAGCCGAUGGACCCUGUGCAGGAAGGCGUGUUCGAUAGUUUCCGGGUCCUACGAAACAGCAUUGCCAGUAGCCAGGGUAUUGCCAGUAACCUGCUGCUGUGCGACGAACUGUUGAAAGCGCGGCAGAUGGGUCGGCAGCCUGCGCCAGGUGGGAUGGAUCAGGAAUAA